UUUACGCUGGGAAUUGAAGACAACAGUGGGCUUAUACGGGCUUAUACAGGCUGUUAUUACUGGUCCAAAGGCAGAACAGUUGCUUCCAAUGACAGCAGCACAAAUGAGCUUGAACAAAAACCAGUCACUACAUUUCAGACUACCAGGACAGAGAUGAGUCAAUAUGCUGUUGUCGUUGUCUAUGUAAAUGAGGAUAACAUUGAACCUAUAAUGCCUAUGGAAGAAACAAACACUUCUGUUCGCCCGUACGCACUAGGAAAAGAGGUGGUUGUGGAGGAGCAGCUAACCCCAACAGCACACAAACUGCUUGCCUCAAUGGUCGAUACACCAUCGCCAACUGUGCCUGAGAAAGAAAAAAGAACAGUGGCACACAAACUGCUUGCCUCAAUGGUCGAUACACCAUCGCCAACUGCGCCUGAGAAAGAAAAAAGAACAGUGGCAAAAAGAUCUAUCGACUUUCAACUCCAAACAGGUAGUGCAAGCAACAGACCAGAAGUUUCAUAUGAUGACUCUAUACAAGAAUCGACAAUUGGUACUUCGAGUAAAAGACAGAAAAAAGACACA
Molecule: messenger RNA, 564 nt
Organism: Striga asiatica
Lineage: Eukaryota; Viridiplantae; Streptophyta; Magnoliopsida; Lamiales; Orobanchaceae
Source: the annotation of a GenBank genome assembly